Messenger RNA from Phytophthora sojae, 2490 nucleotides. RefSeq lists its product as hypothetical. Gene Ontology annotation, biological process: peptidyl-threonine phosphorylation. Gene Ontology annotation, cellular component: cytoplasm. The record is from RefSeq and is a predicted model, not a curated record. NCBI's taxonomy places the organism in Eukaryota, Oomycota, Peronosporomycetes, Peronosporales, Peronosporaceae. The transcript is spliced from 5 exons. Gene Ontology annotation, molecular function: metal ion binding; protein serine/threonine kinase activity; ATP binding. The coding region runs from base 1 to 2490 and encodes 829 amino acids.
AUGUCGUCUUCCUCGUCGAAGCACUCCCCAAGCGCUAUACGCGCGGCGGAAGCAAACGAAGAGAUUGCCAGGUUGCGCGAACAAAUGCGCGCGAUGGAAGCGGCAAGUGCAGCUCCGAGGAUUCCGUCGGCAAGCUCUGUCCGAGCAGCGGAAGCAGAAGCAGAGAUUGCCAGAUUGCGCGCGCAACUACGCGCUAGGGAUGCUGCAGACAGAUCUCCUAGUGUUGUAACCGCUAGCCCCACUCCUGCUGACCAAGAAGUGGCAAGACUGCGGGAGCAAGUUCUGGCGGGAAGAAGCUCGCCACGUCGGAAAUCUGCGAGUUCAAUUCGGGCGGAUGCUGCGCAAGCUGAAAUCGCCAAACUUCGGAAGCAACUGGAGCAGCAGUCGGAGAAGAAAAAGGUGUGCUCUUUUUACCAAGGGAACGCUUGGUGUGCGUAUGGCGAUAGGUUAAGGUUUACCCACGACGAUGAUACCAAGCUUCUUCGCGAAAAAUUGGCGGCUAAAGACCGGGAGCUGGCAGCAAAGGAGCGUGAGCUGAAGGAUGCGCAGCGAUUUAGCAAGAUUCGCAGUGAAAUGACGAAAAAGGUCGCCAAGGUCGAGAAAGAGAUGCGGCACAAGUACGCAAUGGCGAAUACCCUGGAGCUCGUGAUCGUCAUGGAUUGUACCGGAUCGAUGAGCCCAUGGAUCGAGCAGGCUAAGUCUUCAAUUAUCUCGAUCAUCGAUGGUUUGGUUUUUGUGACAUAUCGUGACUUUUGCGACGGCAACAAACGCCUACAGACCCACGAGUUGUCAGCGAACGUGGCCGCAGUGCGCACAUCUAUUUCAGGGCUUGGAGCUUUUGGUGGUGGUGAUGGCCCUGAGGACAUUCCCGGUGGGCUUGCUGCUGCGAUGGAGAUGUUCGGUCAAGCGGAAGCCAAGCGUCUUGUUCUCGUGGCUGAUGCACCAUGCCAUUGUAGCAGGUUUCAUGACACGACUGAUGAUAUGACUUAUCGACACCAGAUUGAACAGAGUCCAGAUAUUUGUGCUCAGAUGCGAGAUCGAGCGAAACGCGGCAUUGGUUUCACCUUCAUUGAGAUCCAGCCAUCAUUCACGGCCAAGAUGGUGGCGAUUCUACAGGAAGAAUUCUACGCUACGAGAACCAGCGAUGGAUUUGACCGUGAAUUUAGGAAGGUCACGCUGGCCACUUCAGGCGACGUCGUGCGCUUUGCAAGUGUUGUUCGAUCAUCUGCCAGCUCGUCGCUCUCCGCUAGCAAGGGGAGGAGUCUCAUCGCAAGCUCCAAGAUCGCCCUCGGUGUGUCGAGCUAUCAUCAUUAUGGACCCACUGGAAAACGAACAACUAAUCUCUUCAAGGUGGAAGACGAGGAAGACGAAGAAGACGUGCUUCCCUUCCCAACGAAACCAAUUGAUUGGAGUGAAGUCAACCACUCGCCCGAAAUUGCUGCCGUGCGCCACUCGCUUCAUUUCAGGCCCAACGAGCGUGUUGACUGGAAGAAGCUGGACUUAAAGCACACCCAGCAGGAAACCAAGAUCCGAGUGCUUCGCACUUGCUUCGCAAAGGGCGCAAUGCGAACCGGACACACCAUGUACGACUGCAACAUGGAGAAAAAAUUGGUAGCGAAGGUGUACUUUGGAAAGACCGCUAGCAUUGCUGGGACGUCCGCCCGAUCCCUGCAAAACGAUGUGGAAAUGCAGAUCGUAGCUAAGCAUCUAGCAACCGAGUUCUCGCUGUCGGAAGACGUUGAGGAUGCAGUGGACUUCAUAUUUACGUGCUGGUACGAGAUCAAAGAUCCACUUCGCGCUGGUUUGACCGCUUCGAUGGCGAUGUUUACUGCUGAGCCGUACAUCGAUGGGGACUACAAAAAGUACAACAAUAGCAACGGGUGGACUAGUGAUGAAGGAUUGAAUCUGUCGGAGACUGCCCAAGCUUUCAGCCAUUUCACGUGGCAGAAGACGUAUGGACAGCUGAUGGUCGUGGAUCUUCAAGGGGUGGGCUGCAUUUUCACGGAUCCGCAGAUACACUCAAAGCAAAAGGAAAUGUUUGGAUGUGGUAAUCUAUCAGACGCCGGAAUGGCAGCUUUCUUUGUCACUCACGAGUGCAAUGCGGUGUGCAGUGCCCUUCAGCUUCUCCCUGCUAAGCGCACGGAGUCGGGUUCAAAGGUUGUCGGUGCUUCGGACGUGGCCGCCAGCUGUGACGAGGCAAAACCAAAAGCUAUGAACAAGGUGGUGAACAAGUCCAUGACCUGCAGUUGUCCAUUGUGUGCCAGUAUCAUCACUGUGCUACACAGCGCCUUUAUUGAAGCGCAUCGAAAGGGGCGUGAAGUCUACUGUGAGCCAUGUGUGGUUAGAAUCGAGCAAAAAGGCAAACGCCACUGCAGCAUCUGCAAAACGGAAUACGAAUUUUCACCGUACUGGUACGCAAUGAAGGGCAUGGAGCCGCCAUCAAGUUGUGGACGGUCGCGCCGAGCAAAUUAUUCCCGGUGGUUGGAGUAG